GUCGGGAAAUAAAAGCACCGGGCGUGUGAUUCCGUGACUGUUGUGAAUAGAUGUGAAAAGAUGUUAAAGUGACGAGCAAGUUUGUUGGCUCUGCGGUCGUUUGGCCUUUUAUCUCGCUAGCCCCGCUUGGCUUCAAAGCUAACGUUAGCUUGGGCUGCUAAGUCUAGCCUUCGGUAGCUGGCGUUGUUUAAGCCCGCAGCGCUCCACCAAACGGCGAAGAUGGCAGACCUGACAACGCUGGAGAGCCUUUUGGAGAUGGGCUUUGACCGGAACAGAGCGGAAAGAGCCGUGGCCAGCACCGGCAACCAGGGCAUCGAACAAGCCAUGGACUGGUUAAUGGAGCACGAGAACGACCCAGACGUGGAUGAGCCGUACAAACCCCCAGCAGAGAGCAUCCUGGGGGGCGCGGAGGAGGACCAGCAAGAGCCUUUGCUGGGGGACACGACUGGAGUUGCGAGUGGGGAAGGCGACCAGGUUGGUGAUGCCGAGAGUUCCAAGAAGCCCAUGACAGAGGAGGAGAAAGUGGAGCAGGUCAAAAGGCUGGAGGAGCUGAUGCGGGUGAAGCAGGCGGAGCGGCGGGAGCGGGAGCGGGCCGAGGAGCUGGAGAGGGAGAAGCAGCGGAGGAAGCAGGGCCAAGAGCUGCAGCAGAUUCGGCAAAAGAUCCAAGACGACGACAUGAAGAAGCUGGCCGAGCAGCGGCGGAGAGAGAAGAUGGAGGACAAACUGGCCAGGCAACGGGUCAAAGAGAAGAUUGCACGAGACAGGGAGGAGCGAGCACAGAAGUUUGGAGGCAGCGGGUCGUCCGGCACAAGCACUUCGGUCCCAGCCGGUCCCGUGUCGCCCACUGAUCAAGGCCCGCCGCCCACCAAGAAGGAGUAUGACGAGUCCCGAAUACAGGUGCGUCUGCUGGACGGCUCCACCAUCACGGCGGUCUUCAAGGCCCAGGAGCCGCUGGCGGCGGUGCGCGUUUACGUGCAGGUGAACGGCAACACGCCUGAGGGUCAGGACUUCACGCUGCUGUCCCCCUACCCUCGUCACGUCUACACGGAACUGGACAUGGAAAAGCCCCUCAAGGAGUUGGGUUUGGUGCCUUCAGCUGUGCUGGUCGUUACCAAAAAGUGAAGGCUUGGCUUCAGGAGCCGACCUCGCCGCCUCCACUUCUACCCAACCUGCAACAGACGGCCACCAGGUGCCAACAUCUGCUAAAACUGCUGCUCCCAUUGGACGCAGUCGCUGGAAAGACGGGGAAGCUGGUUGGCGUCUGAUUGGUCAACAUUGGAACAAAGUAAACGCUUGUUUAUUUCAAAGGGCCUUAAUUUAACUUCACAACAUCCUGACUUUGUGAGAUUCUACUUUGCCAGUUUUUUAAUAAGUCUCAAUUCAUUGACAGUUGACUUGAAAUAAAGCUGACUCUGGAGAACCGCAGCCA
Messenger RNA from Doryrhamphus excisus (bluestripe pipefish), 1429 nucleotides. The record is from RefSeq and is a predicted model, not a curated record. Lineage: Eukaryota; Metazoa; Chordata; Actinopteri; Syngnathiformes; Syngnathidae.